UCCUGUAUUUUUUGUAAAGGUUUAUUUUACAAAAAGGAAAUAUUGGGUUGUAGUAAUAGCCACUUCGCAUGUACUAGUUGUUGGAAAGGAGAAAAUGGUAAUGAAGUCAAAAUUUGUAUAAAGUGCAAAACUCCUCCCCCCUUCUUUGGAGGAAUGUGCAAAAACACUGUUGUAGAAAACCAAAUACUAGAGGAAAAAAUAUUUUGCCCAUACUCUUAUGGUUUGGAUUUAUAUACAACGGUUGAUGACAACGAAAUGGUAGCCCUAGCCAAAGAUGAAUAUGGUUGUAAGGAAACAAUUGAAGUUCGUGAGCUGGAUACUCAUUUAAAAAGCUGC
This is a messenger RNA of Dictyostelium purpureum, 336 nucleotides long. RefSeq lists its product as uncharacterized. The record is from RefSeq and is a predicted model, not a curated record. The transcript has a single exon. The annotation marks the transcript as partial. NCBI's taxonomy places the organism in Eukaryota, Evosea, Eumycetozoa, Dictyosteliales, Dictyosteliaceae.